Molecule: messenger RNA, 3086 nt
Organism: Phycodurus eques (leafy seadragon)
Lineage: Eukaryota; Metazoa; Chordata; Actinopteri; Syngnathiformes; Syngnathidae
Gene: nf2a
Product: NF2, moesin-ezrin-radixin like (MERLIN) tumor suppressor a
Exons: 16
Coding region: 327-2117 (596 amino acids)
Biological process (GO): positive regulation of early endosome to late endosome transport; regulation of cell shape; regulation of gliogenesis
Cellular component (GO): adherens junction; apical part of cell; cytoskeleton
Molecular function (GO): actin binding; cell adhesion molecule binding
Source: RefSeq, a predicted model, not a curated record
GCAAAAGUGUUAGCUAGCUUCCUGUCUCGGAACAAAAUGAAAAUGUAACACUUCUGUGGAGAAGACGUGUUCUAUUAACAUAUUGUAAAAGCCCUAAAAAUUGGCUAAUAUGUAUGAUUACUAUUCCGGGAGCAUGUUUGUGUCGGCCUCACCGCAACUAUGCUCCAACGUUUGGCUUGAAAGUUUGAAAUUAGUUUAGAAACUGGAUUGUCCCAGGCUAAAGACGCCGGAAUGUGAGUUAAAAUGGCUUGACGGUGCGUUCAUGGACACCUUGGGCUUGUUGAGGACUGUUUAGUGAUUGUUUUUAGUUGAUAUUUUUUGUGGCCAUGGCGAGCUACUUGGCGGCCAAAAUGGGAUUUAACUCUCUGAUGAGGAAACAAAACCGGAACUUCAACGUGAGGAUCUGCACCAUGGAGUCGGACAUGGAAUUCAGCUGCGAGAUGAAGUGGAAGGGGAAGGAUCUGUUCGAGCUGGUGUGCAGAACUCUGGGCCUGAGGGAGACCUGGUUCUUCGGCCUCAGGUACCACGUCAAGGACACGGUCGCUUGGCUCAAGAUGGACAAGAAGGUGCUGGAUCAGGAGGUCCCCAAGGAGGAGCCCAUCACCCUCCACUUCCUGGCCAAGUUCUACCCGGAGAACGUUGAAGAGGAGCUGGUGCAGGACAUCACGCAGCAUCUCUUUUUUCUGCAGGUGAAGAUGAAGAUCCUGGAGGAGGAGAUCCACUGUCCUCCAGAAGCUUCUGUGCUGUUGGCCUCCUACGCCGUACAUGCUAAGUAUGGCGACUACAACCCCAACGUUCACAAGCCUGGCUUUUUGGCUCAGGAAGAGCUACUGCCUAAAAGGGUGAUUAACUUAUACCAGAUGACGGCAGAAAUGUGGGAGGAGAGGAUCGCAGUGUGUUAUGCUGAACACAGGGGUCGGACGAGGGAGGAAGCCGAGAUGGAAUAUCUGAAGAUUGCUCAGGACCUGGACAUGUACGGCGUCAAUUACUUCUUAAUCCGGAAUAAAAAGGGAACAGAUCUGCUUCUGGGCGUGGACGCUCUGGGCCUGCACAUCUACGAGCCGGACAACAGGCUGACGCCCAAGUGCUCCUUUCCCUGGAACGAGAUCCGCAACAUCUCGUACAGUGACAAAGAGUUCACCAUCAAACCUUUGGACAAGAAAGCCAAUGUCUUCAAGUUCAACUCUUCACGGCUGAGAGUCAACAAAUUGAUCCUCCAGCUGUGCAUCGGCAGCCACGACUUGUUCAUGCGCAGACGGCGCGUGGACUCCCUGGAGGUGCAGCAGAUGAAGGCCCAGGCCAGAGAGGAGAAGGCCAGGAAGCAGGUGGAGAGGCAGCGUUUGCGCCAGGAGAAGCAGCGCCGGGAAGAAGCGGAACACGUCCGGGACGAGCUGGAGAGACGACUCAUUCAGCUUCAAGACGAAGCGCACAUGGCCAACGAGGCCUUGUUGCGCUCGGAGCAGACGGCGGAUCUUCUGGCAGAGAAGGCCCAGCUCGCGGAGGAGGAGGCCAAGCUGCUAGCCCAGAAGGCGGCUGAGGCGGAGACGGAGAUGAAGCGCAUCAAGGUGACGGCCAUGCGGGGCCACGAGGAAAGGCGGCUCAUGGAGCACAAAAUGGUGGAGGCCGAGAGAAUAGCCCUAAAGAUGGCGAACGAGUCGGAACGCAGGGCCAAGGAGGCGGAGCAGUUGAAGCAGGAUCUGCUGGAAGCCAGGCAGUCUGAGCACAGGGCCAAGCACAAGCUCCUGGAAAUUACAAGCAGAGUGUCCACGUGCCCUGCGCUGCCGGUCGACUGCAUGCCUCCUGACCUGAGCUUCAGCAGGGAGAACCUGAGCUUUGACUUUAAAGACACCGACAUGAAACGACUCUCCAUGGAGAUCGAGAAGGAGAAGCAUCUCCCCUUUGGUAGGGUGGAAUACAUGGAGAAGAGCAAGCACCUCCAGGAACAGCUGAACGAGCUGAAGACAGAGAUCGAUAGCCUGAAGCUAAAGGAGCGCCAGACCCCGCUGGAUGUGAUCCACGACCACAACGCUGAGCAGGGAGCCAGCAAGCAUAGCAAUUUUAAGAAGUUGACGCUACAGAGCACCAAGUCCAGAGUGGCCUUCUUUGAGGAUCUCUAAGGAACUCUCAACCUUUCUCCAUUCCUUCUACACCUCCUGGGGGUAAAAAACCAAAAACAAAUAAAGACCACUACUACAGCAUCUUCAGGGGCCUCACAGACGCAUAAACAUGGAUGCUUGUUUUCCUGCAUGACGCUGGGGAGUCAUAGAUCAUAUUUUUAAUAUUUAACAAUGAUGCAAAUACAUAUCUGUAGAUAAAUGCUGGAGAAUUUUCAUGUUUUCUAAAUGAAAAUUUACUAAUGCUCACCAAAGUGAACAAAGAAAUAACUCAUUUAAAACUGCUGGUGGUUGUUUUUGCGUAACGUUGAAGAAAACAAACACAAGCAUCGUACAAUACAAAUCAUCUUCAGAAAAUAAAUCAGAAAAAAACAAUCAGUCAUUCAGUCAGUCAAAAUCCGUCAUUACCUGUGUCAGGAUUAGUGAAUAAUUUUUACAUUCACAGUGAGGAAAACAAAACAAUGUCACUGCUUUAAAAACGUACGAUAAAAAUAAUCUUCAUGAUUUCCAUGACCCCAAGGAAGUCACUGUAAGUAAGUACCUAAACAUCACUGCUGUAAAAACAGAUUUUUCCCGAACAUCUUGACGUAUAUUCGUUAUCUAACCACUAAGGGCCAACAAAGACUAAGAUCUAGCUUCAGGGAAUGCCUUAAAGUGGCAUCCAAAAAAAGCAUUUUCUUGAAUAAAAUUGUCCUUUUUUUGGCUGAUUGUUUCCGCUAUUUUCUUUUCCGCUUGUUUUAUGUCCAAUUUUUUUUAACAUUAUUUAAACUACGGCUUAUCUUAUGUGACGUUUUCUUUUCUUAAUAAAGCAUAAACUAGUUCACCUUUUAUAAUAAGCAUACCCUUGUACACUGUAAAUACUGUAUCCCAAUGUGUGCGUGUGUGCGUGUGUGUGUGUGUGUGUGUGCGCGCGCACGUAGAAAAAAAUUCCCUGACAUACUGUAUGCAGUACAUUGUAUAAAUAAAAUAAGA